CGGAGGUGACGACUACGUCUCGCCUCAUCUAGGUAGCCAUCUGAUCCAAUGAAUACCUUCCACACCUUAUAAGAUACCGGCAUCAAUCGUUCCCUCACCCUUCCAGCUCGCAUUGGUAGCAUUCGUUACAGAUACACACACCUUCUAGAACUGGCUUAAUUGUCGCAUGCAGUAAACUUGGCCAACAUGGCAACUCCUACUGACACAACAAGACAAAGCGACGGCAACAAUGGGCCUGAAUCCCCUACCACCGUCCGACCAUUUGAGAUGGACGACGACGAUGUCCAGGAGACGGGUGUGCUUGGCGAUGAUGGCACCAAUACUACUACCAUUACAUCAGCUACCUCAGCUGCCACAACCGCGCCCGCGCCCGCAGCUGCCGACGAAGCACCGCCGACGAAGCCGGCGAGACCCUUGACGGAGCAGCAAAAGAAUGAGCAGAUCCUGAAGGAAGCCUUUCCCAGCAUCGAUGUUCCCGUCAUCAAGGCGGUACUCCUCGCAAGUGGUGGUCGCAUCGACCCGGCCUUCAACGCGCUCCUUGCCAUGAGCGAUCCAGAUGCUGUGCAGAAUGAGCCAGCCCCUGCGCAGGAACCUGCUCCCCCACCACAACCGCCGAGACCAACCGGCGCGCGAUCCCCAAUGUCUCAACUGGAGGCCGACGAGCUUUAUGCCCGACAGUUGGCGGAGCACUAUGAUAAUGCUGCCUACGAAGCAAGAACUACCAGCCGUGGUCACGGAGGUCAACAACCACGCCCACGGCAAGCGACAGGUCUGAAGCCUGACGAGAUGUAUGACCGAGAGCACAGCUUUAUUGAUGAUGACCUGCCCGUCAUCAAGGAGAAUCUUCGCAAGGGCUUCCUCGAGACUCAAACGAAGGUGAACACUUGGUUCACAACCCUGAAGAAGCGAAUCGACGGAGAGUAUGAUUCCGAAGAAGACGAGAGUCAGCCGUCGAAGCACCAAGCGCACCGGCGAGGUGGGGAGGGCAGCCGCCGAAGCGCAGACUACGAGCGUUAUGACGCCGAUCCCCAGGUUCUGAGUGAUGACUUUGCCGGCAUGCGGCUCAAUCCUGAUGGAACUUCCGCACCAGGCCGUUCUGGUAACCCCAACAUUUACAAACCACCUCCAUCCUCGUCGCCCCGGCCCGAAGGUCGUAAGGUUGCCUUCAAGGAGGGCCAUGAUGAUAUAGACAUCUACGACGCUUCCCCCAAGUUGCCUCCGAAAGACAAUCCGGCUUCUUCGGCCCCAGCUAACAAGCAAAGCAAGUGGCAACCAAUGUCGGCCGUCGAGCCUAGCCCCAUCGCCGAGCAUGAUCCUUUUAGUCUAGGAGACAGCGAGGACGAGAAAGACGCGAAGGACAAGACCGGGUUCAAGGAGACCAAGAUGGAGGACACGGAGAGACUGAAGCAAGCAACAGCCGAUGCCAUGGCUGACAGCUUGGUGGAUAAUGCAGCCAAGGUAGACAGUGCGACCAAGAAAGCUUAGUUGUAUAGCAGAAAUUACGGUGAGACUAUCGCAGUGAUGGGAGCCUUGUUGGAUACGGCAUAGGGCCGUUUGCUUUCUGCAUCUCAGCCAACGGCUAUCGAGACCACAGCGAGCUCUACGAAUAGCUGUAGUUUUUGUUGGCAGAUACCAGGACGUAGCCAUUCAUCAGCAUUCGUUAAUUUUAGCAAACCAUGCUCCUUUUUCAGGGAAAAAGGAGAUGUUGUUAGUCGUAGUAUAAUUGACUUAGUUCUCUCAA
Molecule: messenger RNA, 1741 nt
Organism: Pseudomassariella vexata
Lineage: Eukaryota; Fungi; Ascomycota; Sordariomycetes; Amphisphaeriales; Pseudomassariaceae
Exons: 3
Coding region: 187-1485 (432 amino acids)
Biological process (GO): ubiquitin-dependent protein catabolic process
Cellular component (GO): cytoplasm
Molecular function (GO): ubiquitin conjugating enzyme binding; ubiquitin binding
Source: RefSeq, a predicted model, not a curated record